Messenger RNA from Dioscorea cayenensis subsp. rotundata (Guinea yam), 536 nucleotides. RefSeq names its product RING-H2 finger protein ATL70. The transcript has a single exon. The record is from RefSeq and is a predicted model, not a curated record. NCBI's taxonomy places the organism in Eukaryota, Viridiplantae, Streptophyta, Magnoliopsida, Dioscoreales, Dioscoreaceae. Bases 54 to 536 code for a protein of 160 amino acids.
ACAUCACAAGCACUCCCAUAGACCUCACUCCCUCCUCCUCCACCCCUUCCUCCAUGUUCGACUCCACCGGCAACAUCGGCGGCUUCGGCUACGGCAUCGGCAUCUCCGUUGGCAUCCUCCUUCUAAUAACAACCAUAACUCUAGCCUCCUACUUCUGCACUCGCUCCUCCACCACCUCUCCACCGACCACCACCUCUCGCCGGCGACCCACUUCUCCUACUGACACAUCAUCGGUGGCCGACAUCGAAUCCGGUAUCGAUGAAGCCACUCUUAGGAGCUAUCCUAAGGUGACUUAUUCAGAGGCCAAGCUUAAAGGGAAAAAAAGCUCAACAGAGACUUGUUGUUCAAUUUGUUUAGCUGAUUAUAAAGAUACUGAUGUUCUCCGGUUGUUGCCGGAGUGCCGGCACUUGUUUCAUCUAAAGUGUGUUGAUCCUUGGCUGAGGCAGCAUCCUACAUGUCCUGUUUGCCGGACCUCGCCGGUGCCGUCACCCCUUCCGACGCCUCUUGCUGAGGUUGCACCAUUGAGAGAGGUGUGA